AUGACAUCUACCUACGUUCGAUAUCGAGAAAUUCGUUUACUGGGUGCUAAAAUAGUGUUGCCAAAUAGUUUCGAAAUCACUUGGUUGCAGGAGAUCACGGCCCGGUGCAAGGUCUGGGCAGUCAUCAAGCUCGUCACUGAGAUAACUUUACAGAUCAUGCCCGGGGACUUGGGAGGCAAGAGAAUGCUGGGAUAUGGCCAGUCGGAAAUCAAGACCUGUGCUCCUAAAACAACGAUGUAUCUAUUUCGUGCUCUCGUGCUAGGCAUCCUGUUCGUGAUUCAUAGUGUGACAGGUCACUCGACUCGGGUCCGGAAACCUGACCAUGCAGCUCCACUCAACGAUGUUCGCCUGGAAAUCUCCAGCCCUAGUUUCCAAACGACAGGACGAUUCAACCUUACGUUCGCAGUCGCCAAGCAUGAUAGCAAGAUUCAGCUGCAGCUAAAGCCCAAUAGUGUUAUCCUUCCGUCGGAUGCCUACAUCCGAUACCUUGAUACCAAUGGAGCGCUGAAGCAGAUCGAAUCGCUAGAUAAGGAGCAGGGGAGAAUAUUUCAUGGAACGGCCUGGGUGUCUUUCUCUAACGGCUCAUGGUGUUUAGCUGGAAGGGCGCGGAUAUAUCUGCUGAAUGACGGGAAUAAUCUCCUGUUCGAGGGCAACGUGGGUCUGUUCAACCAGAAUUUCGGGCUCAAACCAAGCACUAGAGCUGCAUACGGCCUCAAUCAGUCUAAUGCGCAAAUGGAAAUUAUUGGAGCUACUGACGCUCUAACAUACUUGCGGGAAAUGCGCGAUCAAGGCAUACUACAGGGGGGUCCAUCUAGUUCUGCGAUCGCUUCUGACCUUGGGGGACCAAUCACGCACACUGCGACUAUGCCGCGCCAGUAUCAGGGGGACUACAGGGAGAUAAAUCAGAGUAUUGGUAGCAGGGAUGGAUGUCCAACCACACCGAAAAUUGCCCUCAUCGGCCUAGCUACCGAUUGCGCGUACAGAGCCGCAUUCGCGUCAGUUGAAGAGAUGCGACGAGGGAUACUCGGGAUGGUCAACGCAGCCUCCGAAGUGUUUGAGAGGAACUUGAACAUUUCGCUCGCCAUCCGCAAUCUCACCAUCAGCGACGAAGGUUGCCCCGAACAUGGCUCCAGCAGCACCCCUUGGAAUGCGGCAUGUUCCGCAGGAGAUAUCAAUUGGCGUCUUGCUCAAUUCGCGCUGUGGAGACAGUCCCAAGAUGAGACCAAUGCCUACUAA
Aspergillus saccharolyticus JOP 1030-1 is the source of this 1236-nucleotide messenger RNA. RefSeq lists its product as uncharacterized. The transcript is spliced from 2 exons. Bases 1 to 1236 code for a protein of 411 amino acids. Gene Ontology annotation, molecular function: metallopeptidase activity. Lineage: Eukaryota; Fungi; Ascomycota; Eurotiomycetes; Eurotiales; Aspergillaceae. The record is from RefSeq and is a predicted model, not a curated record.